UCAAAAUAGCAGUGCUGCACACGUUGACGCAAGGAGUGAGUUACAUUAGUUUUAUCUAUUGAAAAUUCGGUAUGAAAUAUGAGUACUGUAAAACUGAUUUCAUCUACGAAAUAUCACGGAGUGACAGUAGUGUUCAAAGUGGAAGUGUAUUCGAUUCAACGUUGCAAAAUACGUGGAAAGAUGCGUUGGAGCGUGGUGUCUUCCGAUACGUUUUAAAUAUACAACAUUCUAAAAUUCUAGAGGGAAAAUUUUCUUUUGUGGCACAGUUAAAUACAGAUCGCGCUCUUAAAAGAAGGGCCCCCGAGGAAAUAACAAGCCUGACGCAGCCCUUUGACCACGACAGAUUUAAUUUUACGAAAAUAGACGAGACUGAAAUACUUUUUGAGCUGAGAAGAAAAUGUGACACAUCAACAAAUAGGCAUUGUGUGAUAAUUAAUGAGAGCCCACUAGAGUUUGGGCAUUGUUUACUUUUACCCACACGGCUGAACUGCUUACCACAAAUUGCUACACAAUAUAGUUUGCAGCUGGCAAUAGAAGUUAUGCUUCUUAGUUCAAAUCCGGCAUUUCGUGUAGGUUUUAACAGCCUCUGUGGCUAUGCAUCUGUGAAUCAUCUCCACUAUCAUGGUUAUUACCUUAAUUACUCCAUGCUCCUGGAGCACAUUUCUGUGCAGCACUUGAGUGGCCCAUGUUUCAUACUGGUCAACUAUCCAGCGAAAGGAUUUGUCUUUCAGCUGCCAUCAGAUAAACGUCCAGAAACCUUAGCAAGGGAUGUAUUCAAGCUAACAAAUUUUCUAGUAUGCAACAAUGUAGCACACAAUAUAUAUAUAACCAGAGGAACUGAUUUUUCCUCUUCGCAUACAAACUCUAAAAUUUGCAACACAGUCCGUGUUUAUGUGUGGGCGAGGAAAUCUUCUUCAGGAGCAAAACAAAAUGAUGCUUUCAAUCCUGCUAUAUGCGAGCUGUUUGGCCAUCUCAGUGUUAAAACAGAAGCAGCAUAUUGGUCUCUGACAGAAGAGCAGGUGGUUGAAAUGCUAAAUGAUGUUUGUGAAGGUCCUUUUGGACAGGUUACAGAUUCUGUGAAGGAAUUGUUUGAAGACUAAGACAGUGCUCAUCAUGUUCAGGCUAAAAAUAUAAAAUGGGACCUUCAGCUUGAGUUAGCAUGGAUGGAGACAGAUCAGUCUUUCAUUUUCAAAAUGCACUCUUCUGGAGAAGGUAUCUAAUUACAUAAAGAGAAUAGGAAUAAAUGUUGAACAAAGCUCCAUGGAGAAAUAAACCAUACAAAAUAAUUGGUCAAGGAUAGAGUAAUAGUACACAAGAAUACAGAUUGAUUGGUAAUGAUGAAAAUUAAAAAAACAAAUUAUAUUAAGAAACUGAAUAAUAGGAAAAGAUACAGCAUUACU
Schistocerca americana (American grasshopper) is the source of this 1400-nucleotide messenger RNA. Its product is annotated as GDP-D-glucose phosphorylase 1. NCBI's taxonomy places the organism in Eukaryota, Metazoa, Arthropoda, Insecta, Orthoptera, Acrididae. Gene Ontology annotation, molecular function: GDP-D-glucose phosphorylase activity. Gene Ontology annotation, cellular component: cytoplasm. The transcript is spliced from 8 exons. Bases 72 to 1100 code for a protein of 342 amino acids. Gene Ontology annotation, biological process: glucose metabolic process. The record is from RefSeq and is a predicted model, not a curated record.